UGGCAUUGUUUACUACGGACGCUCGCUUGACCCUUCACCACCAAAACACCUCUCAGCUGAUCGUCCGUCCCUUGUUUUGGUGUUUUCUGUCAUAAUUUCUCGGUGUCUGGCGCUGCCCUGUGUUAAUGGAGGCUGCGGCGGCCGUGGGAAGGCGCUGAGGGGGAGAGAGCAAGGCAAGGAGAAGGAAAGGGAGUGUGAGGACAGGAAGAGGAGGAGGAGGUGGAGAAGGAGGCAGUAGAAGAAGAAGAGGAAGAAAUGAAGCUAAUAAAAGGGAAAAACAGACAUUAGUGUAUGAAGCUCGAGAGGAAAGAAGAAAGAUAAAGAUAGUUUAUAGAAGAAGAAGAAGCACAAUUAAAUAAAAGAGGAACAAAGGAAAGAAGAUAGUGAAAGAAAGAUAGUUUAUAGAAGAAGAAGAAGAAGAAGAAGAAGAAGAUGCACAAUGAAAUAAAAGAGAAACAAAGGAAAGAAGAUAGUAAAAGAAAGAUAGUUUAUAGAAGAAGAAGAAGCAACAAGGUAUAGAAGGAAAGAAGAAAGCAGAAGAUAAAGAUAGUUGUUAGAAGAAGAAGUAGAAGAGAAACAAAGUAAGGAAGCAAAAUAUAUGAAAGGAAAGAAGAUAGUUGAUAAAAGAAGAAGGAAGCAAUAAGAUACAGAAGGAAAGAAGAAAGUAGAAGAUAAAGAUAGUUGUUAGAAGAAGGAGAAGAAGAAGAAGGAAGGAAAAAGAGCGGAAUACACUAAAGGUUUUAACAUGUCAGGAUGAAAAAAUAAGAAGAGAAAAAAAUGAAGAUUACGUUUUAAGAAGAAAGAAAACUAAAAUACUACUACUACUACUACUACUACUACUACUACUACUACUACUACUACAAUUAAUGAAGAUAGCGAUUUAAAAAGAAGAGAAAAAACAGCAAUACCACAACCAACCACAACCACAACCUACCACAACCAACCACAACCUCCCACAACCAUAACCAGCGCAAUGAACAAGGGAGGCGAGAGACCAGCCGAGUCCGAGAGAGAGGGAGAAGCUGAGAGUUGGCAAGAAUGGUCACCCCUCACGCCCCUUCUCGACCAGCUCCCACACCACUUCCAGCGCGGCCUCAGCACCUCCCACCUCCACCUCACGUGUCUAGCGGCCCUCCCCCAGCACCUCCUCCUGGGAACCAACGUGGGGCUGGUCUACCUCGCGCAUCUCCCGUCGUUGAAUCUUAUGAGGCUGAAAUGUGAGAAUGCGGUUGAGGGCAUAUCGUGCGUGGCGGGCGUGAGGACGGUUGAGGACAUGGUUGCGGUGGGGGGGACGGGCGGCACCAUCACCAUCUUCCAGCUGCCCAGGUGUGACGUGACGGCCGCUGGGCUCUCCACUGGGGCUGCAAACAACAACAGUGGGGUCAGCAUCGGCAGCCUUGGUAUCGGUGUCGGCGGCAGUGGUGGGCUGACGCACCCAACCCCACAGCCGCACCCCCCGGUCAAGCGCUUCACCGUCACCACCACACACAACACACGCAUCACCGCACUCACCUGGAGCCUCAACGGACUUCUGCUAUUCUCCGGCGACGAGAGCGGCGCGGUCGGUCUCGUGGAGGUCGACCCCACCCGCUGUGAAUGCACCGCCCGCCCCCUGCACACAGAGCCGUCCCCAAUCACCCAGCUCUCCUACCUACACCAGCGUUUGGCCGUGUGCACCCAUGAGCGCGCUGUCGUGUACGCGCUGAGCGACGGAACGCACAUACAAGUUGGUGUCAAGCCUCGUAAGCACCCGGGGUUGUUUGGGUGUGUGUGGUCACCCUCUGCACCCAAGAAAUCCGGCCUGCUCUUCACAUCACGCCCUGGACUGAGGCUCUGGGCGGCUGAGGGGGGCGGGGAGGUCCUACACACGCAUAUCGUCCGUGACCUUCCCGUCAGUGCGGAGGCCGUGAUUUUGAACCCCAGUACCGAGGCAGCGAGGGAUGGGGAACAGUUCUCCUUUGGCCUCCUGCACGCUCUGGGCCCCCAUGCACUUGUCUCGCACACUCGUCGCUGGCUCGUCGCUUUCCACACCACCCAGCGGCGUAUCCUCACCUACACUGGGCGCUUCCGGGACAUCGCUGGAGUUGCCGUGUGGGAUAAACAGAUCUUCGUGCUCGAGGGCCACCGUACCGUCGUGUGCCUCAGCCCACACCCGCCGGAGUACAUUGGGUCCUGCAGGGUGCCACGCCCCCCGACGCUGGGCCUAUGGGAGCUCAGUCAGUUGGGGAAUAAGAUCGUAACGCAAGGGAGCGGCUUAAUGGACCAUCUUGCGCGCGUCGGGAGUUCAGUGGCGGCGAAGGUUACCGAACAUGCCGGCCCCCCUGUGCUGACCGGCCACAAGGGGGGGGUAGGGACAGGGGGCAAGGGGGCGGAAGGGAAAGGAUAUGAAGGAAAGGAGGGAAAGGAGGGAGGGAAGAAUCAGUUCAGUGGUGAUCCUGUUCCCUCCAUCCUUCAUCCCUCCUCGUCCUCCGCCUCUCCUUCUCGCUCCUCCUCCUCCUCCUCUUUCUCUUCCUCCUCCUCCACGCCACCCUCACCCCAUAGCACCUCCAUGACAGCUACACCCAACGACAGCAACAACAAGAUCGGCAGCGUGGAGGUGGUGGAGGCUGGUGGAGGUGGUGGUGGAGGUCCCGACAGCCUGGAGAACUGUGGCCCUCUGGUGACGAGGGAGAAGACCAAGAGGAAGAGAGGAAGGAAGAAUGCCUCCACGUCAUCCUUAGACACUCCCAGCGACCCCUCCCCCUCCUCCCCCUCCUCACCCCACCCCCCCAGCCUGGCCCCUCCCCCCAGCACAGAGGACAUACACACAAACAUACAGGAGAAGGAGAUCCUGCUGGCGGACAUUCUAGACAUGGACUGCUUGAAGCUUGACCACCCGCCCCCCCCGCCGCAGCCGCCAGACACCUCCGCCGCUUCCCCGUACCCCCCCGAGCCCCCGGAUACGCUGCCAUGGGGGUCGGAAAUGGGGGACAGUGAAACGCAGUGCUCGACCCCAAGUACGAUUAAGGAGACAAGUCCGGCGCCGAAUUCAGCCAGCGGCGAUGAUUUCUAUGCGCGGUUCUACUCCCGGCACUUAAGUUUCAGCUCGGUGGAGAGUGCCGAGGGGCCGCAGUGCCACCCUAGGGAAGAGGAAGAGGAGGAGGACGACAUCGAACGCCUCCCAAGCAACUUCAGCGAGGACCGGUCGAGUUGUCUUAGCUAUGGGCCACCUUCUGGUAGUAGCCUCCCCUCGCACCCCCCUCCUGCCCUUCCCCCACACCCCCCCGUCCCCCCCCUCACCCCACAGCUCCGCCAACGCCAGGUGGUCACGCUUAACGACUCAUCGGACAUCGCGGACAUCACCUGGUCAUACCCACACGAGGAGGAGGAGGAGGACGAGGAGGAGGAGGAGGAGGAAGAGGGGGAGGUGCUUUGUGGUGGGUGGGUUCGACGCAGCUCACCUGGAUGUGCCGUUAGUCUGGCAGCCUCGCACACCUGCCGGGCCUUCGUUAACACCUCCGGGCACCUCUACCUGGCGGGGGGGGGAGCCGGUGACCCCUGGCGGAAGGUGACCUUGACCCGAGCCGCCCAGCAGGUCAGCCUAGCGCCGGGAGGGGGUGUGGGCUGGGUGGUGGUGGAGGGGGGGGAGGGGUAUGCCUUUGUGCCGCCCCCCAUGUCCGCCGGCCCCCACACCCCCACCAAGAUGGCAGCCGUGGCGAGGGAUGUGCGUCAGGCCAGCGUCGGGGAAGAACGCACAUGGUAUUUGGACGCGCACAUGCAGGUGUGUGUGUGUCCUAGCAUCAGCGAGGAGAGCAUCACUGCCUAUGUGUCAGCUGGCGGAGGCGGCGGUGGUGUCGAGGGGAUGGUGCAGGUGGUGACGAGGGGACAGGUGGUCUGGGGGCUAACGAGGUCCGGGCAGCUGCUAUUCAGAAUUGGCAUCAACCCCACAAACAACAGCAACCACAACAACAACAACAACAACAACACCAACACAGGCCAGGAGUGGGGUGUGAUGGCCGGGCCAGACCCCCCCCAGCAGGGCCCCCCCGGUACCCCCGUUGUGGGCGUGGCGCUGGGGGCGGGUGGCCUGGGCUGGGUGGUGGACCGGCGGGGGCGGCUGUUCUUCAGGGAGGGAGUGUGCGACGCCUACCCCCAGGGACAGGACCUCAGGUGGUGGCAGGUUGAGACGAGCCAGUACAUGGUGGGGGAGGAGGUGGCGGUGGGGGGGGUGCUGCUGGCUGCGUCGGAGACACCACCCAUCACCGGUCACUGGUGGGAUGUGUUCAGCGAGGAGGUGUGGUCGGUGGUGUGUGCGGAGGGCCUGUACACCACCCAGGGCACACUCUGCUGCCUCUCGCCCCUUGGACAGCUCUUCCUGGUCAACCCCAACACCUCCUCCACUGUGCCCCUGGAUCCGCCGCCGCUGCCCCCAAGCACCAGCAGCACCGACAGCAGCGUGGUGGUCAGCGUGAGCCAGCGUCCGGAGGUGCUGUGGGUGGUGACGGCUGACGGCAGGGUGUUCAUCCGCGCUGGGCUGUCGGCGUCGUCACUCAUCGGCACACACUGGGACGAGUUGGACCUGACGCAGAUUGGUGACAUCCAGCUGUGCCACAUCUCCUGCGGGACGGAGGUGGUGUGGGGGGUGGACACCAGGGGGGGCGUGUACAUGCGGCAGGGCCCCCUCACCCCCUGCCUCACCCAGGCGCUGCCCCCUGCCUGGAUACAAGUGGAGCCCUCCGUGGGAACCCAUGUGGAGUUUACUAAGGUGUUUGUGGGUUCGCGCCUUCACCUGGUGUGGGCGCUGGACACCUGCCUGCGUGUGUAUGUGCGCCAGGCCAUCUUCCCCGAGCUGCCGGUGGGCCUGUCGUGGGUGCUGGUGCCGGGCCUGGCCGCCACACACCUCUCCAUCAGCGAGGACCAGGUGGUGGCCCUCACGCCGCGCGGUGAAGUGUUCCGCCGCAUGGGUGUCUCUGCCAACAACUUCAUUGGUGACGCCUGGGUGCGGGUCCCCGGCAGGCUGGCAGGGCUGUCUGUCACCACUGACAACACUCUGUGGGGCCUCAACGCCUGUGGACACCUAUGUAAACAUCACAGCAGGGAGGUGGACUGCUUCACCACCGCCUCCACCUCCACCAAUGAAGACCCCUCCACUGAUCCAGACCCUACCACCACCAUCACCACUGCUGAACGCCUCCACACCAUCUCUCUUUCCUCCGAAACUGAAGAUUGGGAGGUGCUGUGAGGAGGAGGAGGUGGUGUUGGGUGUUUUCAGCGGCUUAACACAGGAGAGAUGAGGCAGAGGAAGAAGGAAAACAAGAACAGAAACACAAUGAAGAUUAAAGAAAGAAAAUUAUAAGAAAAAGGACAAGAACAGGAAGGACAAAAACAGAAGAGGAAAAAGUGAAACAGGAACAAAAACAAACAAAGAUUAAAGAAAGAAAAUUAUAAGAAAAGACAAGAACAAGAACAGAAAAAGGACAAAAACAGAAGCUAAAAGUGAGGAAAAAGUAGAUACAGUCAUACCUCGGUUUACGAGUUUAAUUCAUCCUGAAAUUUUGCUCGCAAACCAAAAAACUAGUAAACCAAAAUGGAUUUCCCCAUUUAGAUUAAUGUGAAUCCCAUUAAUGCAUCCCAUAUCCCAAAAAUAUUACCAGAAAUGAUUUUACAUAUUAUUUUAUACAGAAUAAAAGUAAUUUUACUAACAAAUAGCAAUUUAUAUAUAGUAUAAAAUAUAUAAAUGACUACUCUAGUAUAACUUAAUAAUAUAGUCAUAAUAUAGUGCUGAAAACACAAAGAUUGCACACUGGAGCAUAAACCUAAACGUACAUGAACACGCGGCCCCGCGCUACUUCUGUGAGUGUACAAAGUGGACUGAUGGGGCGUCACACUGGGUGUUUUCCUCCUGCUGUUGGAGCAAGGAGCAGCCACAGUUGCCUGCACUCCCAACUUAGAGUGAGUUUUUGGUUUGGGUAAACACUCCUGUCCUCCCGUCCUUGAAGCCAUGAUCGUACCCACAGCCACUUCUUCCUUCACUUAACCGUAGCAACAAGUCCAUAAUUUGAGUAACAGCAGCACAAGCCUAAUAGCCCUUACUUUGCAAAUGGUGCCAUGGAGAUACAGGGAGACUGGUUUGUUUACGUUGUGAAUACAGGCAACCGACCUUGGUUGUGUGAGACACCAAGAAAAGUUGGAGUUGCCGGUUGUGCCUACCACCAACAUAGUUGUAGGAAAAAGGCCCAGUGUGACACAAGCUUCAGACCGCCUUCCCAUUGUCUUUUGCUCCGAGCGCUGUCUUGCGGCAAACAAAGGGAACCCACGCUUGCGUUUCUGCCUUGUACAAUCAGGAUGCUAUUACACCAAGGCAUUUAUAGUGAUUUUUUUUGCUUGUAAAUCAACACUCGUAAACUAAGGCACUCGUAAACCGAGGCAUUACUGUAUUUAGAUGAAGACAAAGAUAGAGGAGAAGGAGGAGAAGGUUUAUACAGGAAGAAGGGAAGAAUAUAAUGGAGAAAACCAAAGAAAACGAUAAAAAAAUGUGAUACUGUAUAAUUCCAGUGUGUGUGUGUGUGUGUGUGUGUGUGUGUACAGAGGGUUGGGUGUCUUGUUACGAUCACCUUGUUUGUUUGUUUGUGAAUCCAUAGUUUAUGAUCUUUAACAUUUAUAAUAAAGGAGUUUGAAGUUUGUUCA
Messenger RNA from Eriocheir sinensis (Chinese mitten crab), 6666 nucleotides. Its product is annotated as tectonin beta-propeller repeat-containing protein 2-like. NCBI's taxonomy places the organism in Eukaryota, Metazoa, Arthropoda, Malacostraca, Decapoda, Varunidae. The record is from RefSeq and is a predicted model, not a curated record. Gene Ontology annotation, molecular function: protein binding.